AUGGCAGAAAAGAAAUUUCUCGAAAAGGACUUUCAAGGAGCCAACAGGAUGGCUUCAAAGGCUCAUAGCCUCUUUCCCGGACUGGAUGGGCUGUCGCAGUUUUUUGAGAUCAUCCAUAUACACAUCGCUAGCAGCCACAAGAUACAUGACGCUCCUGAUUAUUACGGCAUAUUGGGAGUUGAUUCAUCGGCUGAUGAUGAUACACUGAGGAGACAGUACCGAAGAAUGGCCCUCACCCUGCACCUGAUAAGAACAAUUCAAGCUCAAAUGUCUUCAACAAGCGCAACUGCAGCCGAAUUUUUUUCUUCACAUUCAGCUGCUCAUUAUGGUAAUGCUCCGAAUACAGCCCAGUCGAGGUCGACUGCUAACCAGCAAAGACCAGAUUCAUUUUUUGAGUUCAUGCAGUUGCGCAAAAAGGUUUUCAGGGCAAUGCAGGUUCCUGCUCCUAACAUAAAAGCCCGAGGCUCACGCUAUUGGAAUCUCUAUCGACACGCUGAGGAUCUAUCGACCUUCUUGAAUCGUUGGAGAAGUGUGCCGUCAUCAGUUCCUGAAAACUGCAGAGACAUUCCUCCGAGGAUCGUGGAACCAACUACAUCUCCCAGUUCUGCAUUCAGAAAUCCAUUAAUGGAGGAACCGAUGAAGAACCUUGAUGGUGAUUCCUCAACAAGUACAGAAGGAGCUGGAACGAAGCCUGGUCUUUGUAGCCUGGGGAAACCAGAGAGCCUCAUAGGAGCAGAUGUUCAGAAGGGAGAAAGUGUAACAUUUCAGGCACCUUCUGUAAAAGUGAAUGUCAAUAAUCCUGGCCCUGCGAAGAACAAACAACCAACGAAGUCCGAUACCAAGGGACUAUCCCAUAUGGAAGUAAAAAUGGAGAGGAAGGAACUAGUACGCCAGUUCAAGAAAUUGGACAUAGAAAAAAAUUCAUUGAAGAAAUUUCACACUGAAGAUCCUGAGAAAAGGAGUGGUGGCACAUUUUCUGAUCUAAAUGCGAAAGCUAUUGAUGUAGAAGCCUGUCUCGAUGAAACUCUAUCAAUGUCUGUGCCUGAUGCCAACUUCCACAAUUUCGACAAUGAAAGAGUGGAGAAUUCCUUCUCAAACAAUCAGGUUUGGGCUGCAUAUGGCGACGAUGAUGGUAUGCCUCGAUAUUAUGCCUUGGUUCAUAACUUGAUUUCAAGAUCACCUUUUGAGCUCGAAAUCUGUUGGUUGAAGUCGAAAUCCACAACUGAGUUUGGAUCAUUUGAGUGGAUUUCUUCUGGAUUCACGAAGACCAUUGGAAAUUUCUGGGGUCCGAGAGGAGUGAUCUAUAUCUUUCCAGCAAAAGGAGAUGUUUGGGCAGUCUACAAUAACUGGUCCUUCGAAUGGAACUUCGACACUGAAAAGGAUGUAAUUCAUAAAUACGAAGUGGUGGAAGUGCUCCGAGAUUACAGUGAUGAUCAUGGAGUCUCGGUUAUAGCCCUUGUGAAAGUGGCUGGAUUCACAACUCUCUUCCGCCGAAUGCCUGACCACAAUGUGGUUUGGACAAUUCCGAAGGAAGAGAUGUUCAGAUUCUCCCAUCAGGUGCCGGUGUUUAAGUUGGAUGGGAUGAAAGACAAAGGUGCACCUGAGGGGUGCUAUGAGCUCGACCCUGCAGCUCUACCACCAGAAUUGCUCGAGAUUAUUACAGAAGCGGAAGCAACCGAGGCAACCACUCAGAGAGUUUCCGAGCAUCGUGGUCAUGCCAGAAGGAUGGAUCCAAAAAUAACUGAGGUUUUUGGGAAGGGAAAUUAA
Andrographis paniculata is the source of this 1767-nucleotide messenger RNA. RefSeq lists its product as uncharacterized. NCBI's taxonomy places the organism in Eukaryota, Viridiplantae, Streptophyta, Magnoliopsida, Lamiales, Acanthaceae. The transcript has 4 exons. The record is from RefSeq and is a predicted model, not a curated record. The coding region runs from base 1 to 1767 and encodes 588 amino acids.